Molecule: messenger RNA, 4513 nt
Organism: Cyprinodon tularosa
Lineage: Eukaryota; Metazoa; Chordata; Actinopteri; Cyprinodontiformes; Cyprinodontidae
Gene: kctd16b
Product: potassium channel tetramerization domain containing 16b
Exons: 2
Coding region: 682-1515 (277 amino acids)
Biological process (GO): protein homooligomerization; regulation of G protein-coupled receptor signaling pathway
Cellular component (GO): presynaptic membrane; postsynaptic membrane
Molecular function (GO): protein binding
Source: RefSeq, a predicted model, not a curated record
GGAGGCUGAGGAGGAGAUCAGCACCACGGACAGCUCCCUGUUCAGAGCUGCAGCGGCUCUUCGGACUUUUUGGCUCCAAGAAUAUUGAUAAAAAAAAAAAAAACAACACAUGGAUUUCGAUUUUUACAUUAUUUAGGAGAGCAACGCAUAUAUCUUUGUUUGACUGUAUAGACAGAACACAUUCAGAAUCAGCUACGAAGUUUCCCUUCACCCCAAGCCUUUUUCUCUGCAUCUCUUUGGACUAUAACCUAAAAAAAAGUUGACUUCCUUCGUGUUUGUGAGAAGCUUUAUUUUCUUUGUUGGAAGAUACUGCUGGGAACAAAAGAUAAGCAUGCAAGGAAUGUUUUUCUUUUUUCAGCCAAUGCAUUAAGGCUUCUCUCAGCAAUUUUCCCCAAAGGCUGUAAAGAGUCGCUAAUGUGAGCCUCUAAUUCAGCUCUCCACUCUCACACAGCACCGACUCCUCUUUCCUCCACCAAAGUCACCCACCAGGCGCGCUGCACACUCAGCAAUGGAUAAACGAACCUAGUUGGUCGCUGAUUUAACGUCAAUGGAAGAAAAACGAAAAAGAAGAUCGCUCUGAGAUGAAGCUGGAGACUCUGCCACCAAAUAAAGGAGGACGCUUCUUUUGACACCACUUAGUUUUAUUUUUUUCCCCAUCAUUUUCAGAGAAAAUAAAAAAGAAUGGCGCUGAGUGGAAACUGCAGGACUAAUCCCAAAGACCUGCAAUCUUCAGUCCAGAACAGUUUUCCAGAUGUUGUUGAGCUGAACGUAGGGGGACAGGUUUAUUAUACCCGCCACUCCACUUUGGUGGGGACCCCGAAUUCGCUGCUCGGUAAACUGUUCUCCUCCAAAAAAGAGGCGUCGAACGACUUGGCAAGAGACCCCAAGGGUCGGUACUUCAUCGACAGGGAUGGGUUUUUAUUCCGAUAUGUGCUGGACUACCUCCGAGACAAGCAUGUCGUCCUCCCGGACCACUUCCCUGAGAAAGGGAGGCUCCGGAAAGAGGCAGAGUACUUUCAGCUCCCAGACCUUGUGAAACUUCUGACCCCGGAGGACAUCAAGCACAGCCCGGACGACUUUUUCCACAGCGACCACGAAGACGGUUCCCAGGGUAGUGACCACAGACAGUGUCCACCCCCCUCUCUGGUCCCCGCGGACAGGAAGAGCGGCUUCAUCACAGUGGGGUACCGGGGGUCAUGCACCAUGGGGCGCGAGAGCCAGAGCGACGCCAAAUUCAGGAGAGUACCUCGGAUACUGAUCUGUGGCAGGGUGGCUUUGGCUAAAGAGGUGUUCGGGGAAACGCUAAACGAGAGCAGGGACCCGGACAGAACCCCGGAGCGGUACACCUCCCGGUUUUAUCUCAAGUUCAAGCACCUGGAGAGAGCUUUUGACAUGCUGUCAGAGUGCGGCUUCCAGAUGGUAGCCUGCAACUCCUCAGUCACAGCAUCGUUUGUCAACCAGCACACAGAAGACAAGAUCUGGUCCAGCUACACUGAAUAUGUCUUUUACCGUUGAUUCCAAGUUAUUCUUUUCCUGAGAUGUUCCAUGGUUCACCUUCACUCCAAACUCCAACCCUCUGGUCUACCAUUGUGGUACCUGCUCAGCCCGAACCCUGCCCACCCUUCUCACCUCUGCCACUCAGCUUCAGAAAACCUGGAUUACUCCUGGAGAAAACACAUUCUGCCACCAGCUUUCAUGAACCUGUGUCUCAUCCUAGGAUCUUCAUCCCCCUAGGUUCAUCUCCUGAAAGCAAAUAUUCUUCUUUUUACCAAUAAGGAAUAAAAUCUAUUACCUUUUCAACCCCUCAUCUACAAAAUAAAGAACAUUGGUGUGUUUUCGAGAGAGCUGACAUGUCCCAAGCCCCAUAAGGUUUCGUUCAUGGUUCUGUCUCCAGAUCUCCACAUCUCCCUAAAAAAUAAACAUUCUUAAACAUGUCUUCUGCCUCUUGAAGUGUGUUCUACAUGUGGGUCAGAUCUCUGCCUAGAUCAUGACAGAACACUCUGGCCAUUUAGACCCACUAAGGAGAGCACUUUCAGUUCAGAAGUUUGUUCAAAGAAUUCAUUGUGGAAUUUAAAAUGGUCUUUACUACUGAAGCCACCAGAAAAGAAUACCUCAUCCUUUAUGGGCACCUAAACAAGCAAAUAGGCCUGUAUUAGAUUUCCAAAUAGAGUUUGAAACCUUAGCUGUGGCUUCAGGCUUGGACACUUGUGCAUUAAAGGCUGCCUUCUUUCAAGCUCUGGAUGAAUCUUUAAAAGAUGAAAUGGCUCCUCUAAAAGAACCACAAACUCUAUACAGCUAAUCUCCUUAAUCAUUCAACUAGAUAAUGGCAUCAGACGAAGAAGAAGAGCCCAACUCGAGAGAGCCCCAUGAGAGUUAGUACUCCAGCAGCACCUGCUAUUUCCACAUCUCCUAUUUCUUCUGCAUCCUCUGAAUCUGAACCGAUGCAAACUGGUUGAACACGUUUAUCCCUCGAGGAAAGCCUGUGAUAUAGAGGUCAGAAACAGGGCCUUUAUUCUGGAGCAUCCAAUCACUUCAUACCCUCAUGUCCAGUUUGGCGAAAAGAGAGUGUCUGUCGAUGAUGAUAGGGAAACUGAUGGACCAAUCCAUACAUACAGAUUCCCUACACCUUUCUCUGCCUGCUACCAUUCUUCAAAAUGAAGAUAAUUUCAGUCUUUCAGUCCUUGUGGACUCUGGAUGUGACAGAAUGUUUUUGAUUUGAGUUUGUGUCUCAAACCCAAAUCGAGAUGGAACCACCAGCUACUACCCUGCAUGUCUUUUCUUUGGAUAGAAAAGAUCUCCCAGAGUAACACAGCAAACUGGACCUGGUGGAACUUAUUAUUUUUGGUAAUCACAGAGAAAGAAUAAUUUUCUAUGUCUUUCCAAUCAGGUAGUCAUUGCUGGUUCUAGAUUUCAACAGGCUACGACUUAACAAACCCCAAAUAAACUGGUAAGACUUAAGAAUUGAUUCAUGGUCUACUAACUGCCACUUAUCUUGUCUGCAGUCAGCUGUGUCUCCAUGACAGGCUAGAACCUACAUCUAGGGAAUCUGAGUCAGGUGACUUAUACCUACAGUAGUACCAGACAAGUGUUGUGAAUUGGAGCUAUAUAAAUAAACUGAGUUAAAUUGAAUUGAGUAUUACAACCUCAGACAAAGCUUCAACAAAGGCAAAGUACAGUCAUUACCACCUCAUCAGCCCUAUGACUGUGCCAUCGAUCUGCUUGCAGCGGCUGCGUAACCUUAUAGCCUUCUUUACAUUACCCGGUCCGAACGACAGGCCAUUGGAAAUAAUAACAAUGAAUCUCUUGCAGCAGGGAUAAUCCGACCCUCCUGCUCUCCACUAGAGGCAGGAUUGUUCUUUCUAUGCAAGAAAGGUGGAUCUCUACAUCCCUGUAUAAAUUACAGAGGUUUGUACCAGAUCACCAUCGUAAAUAAGUACCUUCUUCCUUUGAUCAUCUCAGCUUUCAGCCCUGUACAAGAAUCCACUGUUUUUACUAAACUAGAUCUACGUAAUUCCCAUCAUCUCAUCAGGAUUCGUCAAGGAGACUAGUGGAAAACAGCUUUUAAGACCCCUGUUGAUCACUGGUUACUUGUCAUUUGUCUGCUUUAGCUAUGCUCCUGAUGUUUUCCAGGUUGUAGUUGAUGAUGUCCUGGGAGAUUUUUUGAACAUCUUUGUCUUUGUCUACGUCAAUGACAUCUUAGUCUAUCCAAAGAAUCUUGCUGAACACCAUCACCAUGUCCGACUAGUCCUCCAGCUUCUACUUCCCAAGCACCUAUCCUAACUCUUCCUGAUCCCACCGGGCAAUUUCCCUUGAAAUGGUCUCUGAUAUUGGGGUUGGGGCUGUUGUCUUACAACAGUUCGAUCAGGACAACAAGCUUCACCCCUGUGCUUUGUUUUCCCUACAGUAUGCUUCACUGCCACAGAAAGAAAUUACCACGUUGUAGAGUGAGAACUGCUAGACAUUAAAUUUCUGCUGGAAGAAUAUCAUCAGUCUCUCCGAGCUCCAAUCUGCUAAACAAACUUCUUAACCCCUGACAGUCCCUGUGGUCCCUAUUCUUCUCUUUAUCCACAACAUGCACCCGAUGAUUCUGAUCCUAAGCCAGCACCUAUUCUGCCACCCCGUUGCACCAUUGGUUCCCUCUCUUGGGACAUAGAAUAAGUCAUCUCCCCAGCCCAACAAACUGAGCUACAGUACAGCCACAUCUUAUUCCCUGUUUUCACUCCUAAGAAUUCUAUGUUCAUCUUAAUAUGAGCCUUACCUUUGCUCUGAUAAGUCAUUGUUUCUGGUAACCAUUUAUCCAUAAAGAUGUUUGGGAAUAUGUAUCAGCCUAUGCCGAUUGUGCCCUGAUCUCCUGAGACGUUCCAUGUUUCUCCUUCACUCCAGCCCUGUGAUCUUCCAUCAUAGUACCUGCUCAGCCCGAACCCUCCUCACCUCCUCCACCUCCGCUGCUCACCUUCGUAAAGCCUGAAUUACUCCUUGAGAAAGCACAUUCUGCUACCAGCUUACAGGAACC